CUUUGUUCUUCAAACAAAGAGUUGACUCCACAGGAUGCCUCAUGGUCACACCCAGUGAGACCAGUCGUCAAGCUUGAUUGGACAGGACUUUUACAGUGACAUGCCCCUCUGUGAUGUCACCAAGCAAACUUCAGGAAAGUUGUGCUCUCUCAUAAGUCUUCCUCUUCGUCCUGAGCUGCCAACAAGCUCAGACCUUUGUUCUUUGCCCCUGAACCAUCAAAGGGGGGCAGCGAUUGCUCACAGACGCUCUCUCUCCUGGACCAUAACUUGCCCUUGCUCACGGCCGGAGCAAACCUGAACCAGAUAAGUUAGUGUGCUUAACACAAGGUUUGCAACUAACUUUCCAGCAACAAGGAGAACCAAGUUGAGUUAGCACUCCAGCGUCUAGCUCUGCAAAGACCCUGAGCAACCGGCUUCCUCAGAUCUGCACCUUCGGAACAAGGACACAACAAAGACUACAGCUCAAACUGCAGCUCUAUCCAGCCUUCCUCUGCCGGCUAACAAAGCAGUACACCACCAAGCGACUCUUUCUUCCAUCCAUUCAACGAUCGCCUCCUGCUGUCUGCGUGAUGUCAGAGCUGAAUGACGGGAAGAGAAGCUUCAGGCGAGGAGGAGAGAGAACAGUGUCGGUCGACGUGAGUUCUUCACAUGAGAAACCAGAUGCCUCAGGGAAACCCAGACCUCACCGCUGCCAGCAGUGGUGAGGUCUUUCAUGUCAGCAAACCACCUGAAGAACCAUCAGCGUGUCCACACAGGAGAGAGACCCUUCUGCUGUGACCUCUGUGGGACAACUUUUACUCGAUUAGGCAACUUAAAAACUCACCAACGAAUCCACACAGGAGAGAAACCAUACCACUGCCAACAGUGUGGGAAGUCUUUCACUCAGUUGGGUACGUUGAAACUCCACCAGCGGCGACACUCGGGGGAGAAACCGUACAGCUGUAAAUACUGUGAGAAGAGCUUCAUUGAUUCCUUUUCCUGUCAGCAACACCAACAUGUGCACACCGGUGACAAACCUUUCCAGUGUCAACUCUGCUCCAAAACUUUUCUCACACGGUACAAUCUGACGCAACACCAGCGGCUCCACACAGGAGGGAAAUUCUACUCCUGUGAGCUGUGUGGGCGGAGUUUCAGUUAUUACACCUCAUACACUGUCCACCAGCGUAUCCACACCGGGGAGAGACCCUACCGCUGUCGCUUUUGUGACAAAACCUUCACGUCAUUGCCCAACCAAGUCUCGCAUGAGCGCACCCAUACAAGAGAGAAACCGUACAGCUGUGACCAGUGUGGGAAGAGUUUUAGCCACAUCUCCUCCUGCCUGCUGCACAAGCGUGUCCACACUGGAGAGAAACCGUACAGCUGUCAGCACUGUAGUAAAACUUUCACAUCGUCAGCCAACCUGUCCAGACAUGUGCGGACUCACACAGGAGAGAAACCGUACUGGUGUGACCGCUGUAAGAAACACUUCACCUUUCCCAGUCAGCUGAAGACACACCGCUGCAUCUGAUUGUCACACUGCCAACAUGUGAUGGACACACAUGGACUCAGAGCUGAUUUAUAGGAAGGAAUAAUUAUAUAAUACCACAGUCACAACACUUUUAAGUCACCCAGUGACUCUCUGUGAACGGCCUAACAUUUUUCUCUGAUGGUUUCUGGACAGAAUCAUGUCAUUUGGUCCCAAUUAUUAGCAUCGUCACAUUUAGUUGAUUGAUUGAUUAGUUGCCCAGUGAAUUAAUUGACAACAAUUCUAAAAAUGAAUUGUCUUUCUUGAGUAAAAUGCUCCGAAUCAGUUCUGCUGGUCGCCAGCUAUCAUUAUGCACGGGAUAACUUGAACUCACAGAUUUUUUUGUUUGUUUUUGUUUAAAAAAAAAAAAAAGGAUAUAACAAAUCUAACAGUCGCGUUUGGAACAAAAACUUAGGUUUAAUUUUUGUUGACCGAGAGGCAAUAUCAGUACGUUUUCGUGACAAUCUAAUCAGAUUACGUCAAUAAGUCGUGCUCAUGAUCUGUGUCUGGAAAAACGUUAUUGAAAAUAGAGUUGUAAUCAGGCCCUCAUAUUCACAGUAAGAAAAAUAAAAGUCUAUAUUUGACACAAGCUUAAAUCAACCAAAGUCUUUUCAGUGUGGUAACAGACAUUUGUGAUUUGAGACCCCACAAUACAUCAUUAUCAUGAUCUGUCAGUCACAACACAUUUUAUCAUUGUGAUUCUAAACAUUUUAUAUAUUACGAUUUAUCACUUUUUUCAAUUGUAGAGUGUCCCCAAAGGAAAACAUUAUAAAAAUGUUUUAUCUGAUAAGAUAAAAUUUUUCAGUCUGUUUAUUUCACUUUAAUUAUUUUAUUGCAGCAGAAUGGAUGUAGUGGACUGAAAAAUCAAUUCUUUUAUUUUCUUGUAAGUUUUUUUUAGGGAUGUCAGUUUUGGUUAUUUUUGUUUUUGAUAACCGGACACCCAGUAACUGGUAACUAACCGGUAUGCAAUGUACUGAUUUUAAGGUAUACUGUGAAAUAAAAGUCUUGAAGGGGGAAAAAAAUCAACUGGACCUGGAGUCAUUAUUUUUAAGGGGAGACUUUUUACACAAACUUCCAUUAACAAAAUGUUUCAGUUAUUGCAAUAAAAAGUUCGUUCAACCAACAGUAACUCUUCUGUUUUUAGUCCUUUAAGGAUCGUUCUGACUGAUAAUAAUAUAUUAGUUUAAUACAGUGAAACUGCAAUAUUUACUGAGACAGUUAUCGUACUGUGAAAAUCUCAUACCGAUGGAAUCCCACUAAGCAGUUAAUUUUAAGACAAAAAAUGAUUUAGAGGAGGUGAAAUUUUAAUGUUUUGUGGUGUAAAUGUUUUGCCCUUUAUUUUCUGUUGUCUUUGUUGACAGACAGCUGGUUAGUCGCCCACUGCCAACCCUCCAGUCUCCACUGGUUAUCCAAUGUUAGCCUUGGCCGCUCUGCACUGUGCACUGGAUGGGUAGAAACUAGCUAGCUGUGCUGCUUAUUCUGCAGUUACUGCUGGUAACACUGUCCAGUCACGAGGACAGUGUUACUGUGGAGACAUUGUGCCUACCCUCAGGUCUGCCCCAGGUCAGGUGAGUAAGCGACUUCAUUUUGAGCCGUAAACCUCCUUUAGCAUUGUUUUCUAUGUUAGCACCACUAGCAGUGCUGACAGUGUUAACAGUGCAAACAUAGUUAGCAAUGCUAAAGGGUGUUUAUGGCUCAAAAUGAAGCCGCUUACUCCUCUGACCUGGGAGAGACCGGAGGGUGGCGCACAGUGUUUCUGCAGCAACACUGUUGGGUCAGGACGUCUUUACUAGUAGUGUUACGGCCUUGAGCCGUUGGCAUUGUUUCUCCACUCUGCGUGUGUGUUCUAUCCCGCUGUGUUGCAGCAGAGUGUCUCCAGCGGGCGUGUCCUACCAGCACCUAGAUGGAUUCCCCGGUGACUGAUUGGUGCGGCGGGUUGGUGCGGGGCUCCGCCAAUCAGAGGGCGACGGUGCGGGGAAAGGAUAUAAAAGGCUGGUGUGCCCUGCAGCCGCUGGCAGACACCUUAGAAGCUCUAUUUGUGUGGUUCAGCUUUCUGUAUAGUGUGAGCGUUAGCUCUUGAUUUGUGUACUGUGAUCGUUAGCUCUUGAUUUGUGUAUUAUCCAGAUUUGGGCCAGGGGUAAGUUCAUCACUGAUUUCGAUCACCUGCACCCACGGUUAGGUUUUUGUCACAUUGUUUAGUAACACUAGGUUUAGGGGUGCUGGUCAUUUGUAUUUUUGUUUUCAUCAUUUCACUAGAGCAGUUUGUUAGGUUUUGUUUUAAGAUUGCCUGAUUUGUUGUUAUUCCCGAUUUAUGUUAAACAAUAGACAGAUAGCUCCAUUUUAUUUUAAGGAGUCCUCUUUCGGUUAUAUUUAUUUGUUGAUUUGACAGCACCUGGCGGCCCUUUUCUGUUGACUUCAUUAUUAAUUUCCAUUUGUCUUUAUAAAUAAACACACUUUAAUUUGCAAUCCUUCCAUCGGGUUGUGCGUGUGUG
Molecule: messenger RNA, 3996 nt
Organism: Epinephelus moara (kelp grouper)
Lineage: Eukaryota; Metazoa; Chordata; Actinopteri; Perciformes; Serranidae
Product: zinc finger protein 883-like
Exons: 3
Coding region: 713-1507 (264 amino acids)
Biological process (GO): regulation of transcription by RNA polymerase II
Cellular component (GO): PcG protein complex; transcription regulator complex
Molecular function (GO): DNA-binding transcription factor activity, RNA polymerase II-specific; RNA polymerase II cis-regulatory region sequence-specific DNA binding
Source: RefSeq, a predicted model, not a curated record